Messenger RNA from Cyprinodon variegatus (sheepshead minnow), 1496 nucleotides. RefSeq names its product RAD52 homolog, DNA repair protein (gene rad52). Lineage: Eukaryota; Metazoa; Chordata; Actinopteri; Cyprinodontiformes; Cyprinodontidae. The record is from RefSeq and is a predicted model, not a curated record. Gene Ontology annotation, biological process: double-strand break repair via homologous recombination; DNA recombinase assembly; double-strand break repair via single-strand annealing. The transcript is spliced from 12 exons. Gene Ontology annotation, cellular component: nucleus. The coding region runs from base 110 to 1375 and encodes 421 amino acids.
CGAGCGGGAAGUUCACACAGCGGCUUCCGUAGAGCUGUAAAUUAGUAAAAUAUUUUCGCGUUUCUUCAUCAUAAAAAUAGUUUGGAAGAGCUUAAACAGGACCACAGCCAUGAGCACGGAGGAGAAAGAUGUCCCUGCAUCAUCCAGGUGCUUUGGACAGUGCACCUACACAGCUGAGGAGUAUCAGGCGGUUCAAAAAGCUCUGCAACAGAGGCUGGGACCCGAGUACAUUAGUACCAGAAUGGCUGGAGGAGGACAAAAGGUUUGUUACAUUGAAGGGCAUCGCGUCAUUAGCCUGGCCAAUGAGAUGUUUGGCUACAACGGAUGGUCUCACUCCAUCUCCCAGCAAAAUGUUGACUUUGUGGAUCUCAUCAAUGGGAAGUUUUACGUUGGAGUCAGUGCGUUUGUCAAAGUGCAGCUGAAGGACGGGUCUUAUCAUGAGGAUGUGGGGUACGGAGUAAGCGAGGGUCUGAAGUCCAAAGCUCUGUCUCUGGAAAAGGCGAGAAAGGAGGCUGUUACAGAUGGGAUGAAGAGAGCAUUGAAAUGUUUUGGAAAUGUUCUUGGAAACUGCAUCCUGGAUAAAGAGUACCUCCUUGCCAUUAACAAGAUUCCCAAACAGCCUCGACCUGAGCUGAACCCAGCACAGACUAAACGCUCUGAGGGCCAGCCGUCUAUAGAAAAAGCACGGUUCUGCAGUCUGGUCAGAGAUCAAAAUCCAACGAGUGUAGCAGAACCUGCCAGGAUACCCCUGGAACCCCGAGUCUUCAAUCAGAACCCCUCAGAGGUCCACGCCUCCAGUGCAGCUGGCUCUGCACCCAACAUAAAGAGUGAAAACAUCCACUCCAAAUCAACUGAGGACGCAGCGCCCGACCCAAACACAGACCCCAAGCAUCUGAGAAAGCUCCGGCAGCAGCAGCUGCAGGAGAAGUUCAGGAGGGAAAUGGAGGCCAAGAGGCUGCAGCAGCAACAGGAAGAAUCCAAGUCUGAGGAGGUGGAGGUUGCAAUCGGACGGAGAUCGUCCGCAGGUGAGGAGCUCAGAUCUGCGUUUGUGGACAACACAUCUGAAAACAAGUCAAGCAACAGGAACUCAUGCUUAGCAGAUGAUCCUGAGCUUUGGGAUUUCACCUUGGAUGGGAUGGAGGAGCUGGACGCCCCCACAGGAACCAGGCCCAGAACACCGGGGAACCAUCAAAUGCUGACGCGCAGUAAGACGCCUCAGAGAGCUUCAGAGCGAAGCCCUGAGGCGCCGUCCACCAGCAGAACGCACCCUCACUACAGACCCCAACACCACAGCAACCAACAGGGCAGACCUGGUGAAGCCCUCAGUCCAUAUCGACAAGGACAGCAGCUGAAGAAACGCAGGCUGGAUGCAUGAGUCUACUCUGCUUUUAAAUCACCGCACUUUGUUUAUAUAAUACAGUUUGAAUUUACUAGGUUUGCAAUUUUGUACAAAGUUCAAAUAAAAUGUGUUUAAAUCUUUCAAAUGAAUGAGGAGA